AUGGUCCAAGUAACUUCAAUGAUCUUUGGUCUUGCUGCCAUGAUCAUAGCGGAAGCUGCACCCAAAAGUCUCAGCGACAAUUUACCUGCGUACGAAAUCCCUGAUUUUGACUACCAAACCCUUAGCAGUGGAAACACACCCAACGAUGUUCUUACCGCACUAAAAAAAGAUGGGAUCAUUAGUUUUACUAACGUACCAUCGUACGCCCAAGUGCGUAGCACGUAUCUCAACUUGGCCGCCACCUGUGCAGUUUCGGCAAAAGAGACUAAUGCCGAGUUCUUACUACAAAAGACACUCACAGAUGGUACAAAGCGGUACACCAUCAGUGCAGUGUCCGGUCAAGAUACCGAUGCCUCAGCCACCGAAACCGACAAGAUGUGUCCGGGUUACAAACAAGUUUACGACGAAUUUUCAUCUCUGUUGGAGAUGGUUGUACUCACAGUCGCGACAACACUUGAUGCUACCACCUUCACUACCAAAGAUGGCUACGGUAAAUCCAUCUCGAGUCGAAAACUCUUGAUGGAGGCUGCUCAUGUCGACCACUUUCAUGCGUACUUAAACCCGCAUCAAAGCGAACGUCAGCUCCAGCAAUCAAACUCUGUAAUUCAAUCUUCGUCUGAUUAUUCACUUGAGUUACAUACGGACGAUGGCAUGUUCAUUGUGUUUGCUACACCCAGUUUCUACAAAGUCGACACCAACUCGACGAAUUAUACGCUUGAAUCUCUAUCAACUGAUAGCACCGAUCAUUCUGAAACGGGUCUCAUCAUUCAGCUCCAUGACGGCCAGCUCGUGCGUCCAAUUCUCAAACCCAACCAAAUUACGCUCAUGGUAGGAACGG
This is a messenger RNA of Plasmopara halstedii, 838 nucleotides long. RefSeq lists its product as uncharacterized. The annotation marks the transcript as partial. The transcript has a single exon. The record is from RefSeq and is a predicted model, not a curated record. Lineage: Eukaryota; Oomycota; Peronosporomycetes; Peronosporales; Peronosporaceae.